CCAGCUGAGAUGCAUCGGAGAAGAGACACACAAGACCACAGCUCAAAGCACCUCCUGGCAAGUUACUUCCCUCCCCUGAGCCUUGAUUUUCUCACCUGCAAAGUGGGCAUCCUGAAACCUACCUGCUGGGAAGACUUGAAAGGGUCUGACGCACAGGAGAUGCUCGAUAAAGGAGCCUGGCUGUUGCUCUUAUCUGCAUACUGGGGGUACCAGGCUCUUGGCUCUGCUACUUGUCCCUGAAAUUUACAGGAAGGCCGCUGCCUAUUUGUCAUCCUGCUCAUGGCGGUGUACUGGUGCACAGAGGCCCUGCCCCUCUCGGUGACGGCCCUGCUGCCCAUCGUCCUCUUUCCCUUCUUGGGCAUCCUGCCCUCCAACAAGGUCUGCCCCCAGUACUUCCUGGACACCAACUUCCUCUUCCUCAGCGGGCUGAUCAUGGCCAGUGCCAUUGAGGAGUGGAACCUGCACCGAAGGAUCGCCCUCAAGGUCCUCAUGCUCGUUGGGGUCCAGCCAGCCAGGCUCAUUCUGGGGAUGAUGGUGACCACCUCCUUCUUGUCCAUGUGGCUGAGCAACACGGCUUCCACCGCCAUGAUGCUGCCCAUUGCCAGCGCCAUCCUGAAAAGCCUCUUCAGCCAGAAUGAGGUUGAGAAGGACCUCAACUGGCAGAGUGACGAGAACGCAGCUGCUGUGCACAAGAACGGCCUGCACCCUGUGCCCACGGAGAUCCAAUUUCUGGCCAGCCCAGAAGACAAAGACUGCCCUGAGGCCGAGGCUCCAUUGGACCUUCUAGCAGACUGCGAGAAGGAGGAGGAAUAUCGCAGAAACAUCUGGAAGGGCUUCCUCAUCUCCAUCCCCUACUCGGCCAGCAUUGGAGGCACUGCCACCCUCACGGGCACGGCCCCCAACCUCAUCCUGCUAGGCCAGCUCAAAAGUUUCUUCCCACAGUGCGAUGUGGUGAAUUUCGGCUCCUGGUUCAUUUUCGCCUUCCCUCUCAUGGUGCUGUUCCUGUUGGUGGGCUGGCUGUGGAUCUCCUUCCUGUACGGGGGAAUGACCCUGAGGGGAUGGAGGAAGAAGAAAUCUGAGAUCAAGACUGAUGUAGAAGACAGGGCUCGCGCUGUGAUUCGGGAGGAAUUCCAGAACCUGGGGCCCAUCAAGUUUGCUGAACAGGCCGUGUUCACCCUUUUCUGCAUGUUCGCCAUCCUCCUCUUCUCCCGGGAUCCGAAGUUCAUCCCUGGCUGGGCCAGCUUCUUCACCCCUGGGUUUGUUUCUGAUGCUGUUACCGGAGUGGCCAUUGUCAUCAUCUUGUUCGUCUUCCCAUCCCAAAGGCCCUCUUUCAAGUGGUGGUUUGACUUUAAAGCUUCCAACGAAGAGACAGAACCCUUGCUGACGUGGAAAAAGGUUCAGGACACGGUGCCUUGGAACAUCAUUCUUCUCCUAGGAGGGGGCUUCGCCAUGGCCAAAGGCUGUGAGGAGUCAGGGCUAUCUGCGUGGAUCGGUGGGCAGCUGCACCCACUGGAGAACGUGCCCCCCGCCCUGGCCGUGCUGCUCAUCACCGUCGUCAUCGCCUUCUUCACCGAGUUUGCCAGCAACACGGCCACGAUCAUCAUCUUCCUGCCAGUGCUGGCAGAGCUGUCCAUCCGUCUGAGAGUGCACCCCCUGUAUUUGAUGAUCCCCGGCACGGUCGGCUGCUCCUACGCCUUCAUGCUCCCGGUCUCGACGCCCCCCAACUCCAUUGCCUUUGCCUCCGGACACCUGCUGGUCAAAGACAUGGUACGGACAGGCCUCCUGAUGAACCUCAUGGGUGUCCUGCUGCUCAGCAUGGCCAUGAAUACUUGGGCACAGACCAUCUUCCAGCUGGGUGUCUUCCCAGACUGGGCCGACAUCCACUCAGCCAACAUCACGGCACUGCCAUCCGCCUUGGCCAACAACACGUUUCGGACCCUUUGAUUUCCCCUCCAGGACUCUGUUCGAGCUGGGCCCUCUCAGAAGGCUUCUGCCAUCACCUGCUGCUAGGACUCUACAAGGACGAUCUUGAGCAGUUCUUUUCUGUGAUUCAGUAUGCAGCAAGCAAGGGUGACCUCCAGUGGUCCACUUGGGCCCAAAGGCUCAUUUUCUAGGACACGGUCUCCUUCUCUUUCAUGGAGGUCAGGGCCCAGACAUCUCCCAGAUCCGCUGCCAGAGAAAUAAGCGCCUUUAUCUCUGAGCUGUUAUAUGGCUAGAAUGCAAGAGAGCCCUAUCCUAGCAACAGGAAGCAAAUCUGGAAUAUGGCAUUUGUCUUAAACUGUUGGAAUGGGGGGGCAUUGAUUCCUAUGGGCACCACUAACAUCCCCCACGGCCUACCUUAGGUUACCCUCUGGAGAGGUCAUCUUGCCUUUAAAGGUCAUCUUCCUCAGAGAGGAAGGCUUUUGGGGCCG
Messenger RNA from Enhydra lutris kenyoni (northern sea otter), 2411 nucleotides. It is a transcript of the gene SLC13A3, whose product is annotated as solute carrier family 13 member 3. The record is from RefSeq and is a predicted model, not a curated record. Gene Ontology annotation, biological process: monoatomic anion transmembrane transport; citrate transport. Gene Ontology annotation, cellular component: membrane. The coding region runs from base 280 to 1944 and encodes 554 amino acids. Gene Ontology annotation, molecular function: sodium:dicarboxylate symporter activity; succinate transmembrane transporter activity; citrate transmembrane transporter activity. NCBI's taxonomy places the organism in Eukaryota, Metazoa, Chordata, Mammalia, Carnivora, Mustelidae. The transcript is spliced from 13 exons.